AUGACCACCAACCACCACUCCAAGCAACCUGUACCAACCCACACCAUCCACCCAAUCUCCCCAGUCGACCUAACCCGGCUAACCCCCUCUCAACAAGCCAUCUACAACUGUCUCCGCUCCCAAGGCUGGACCGACACACACUGCACCACCUGGCUACGAAGCACCGAGCACAUGCAAGAGUCUCUAUCCGGGUGGUUCCGCGCGCAGGGCUGGAGCGAGGAGCAGCUGCGGGCGUUUCGGGAGCGGUGCGAGGGGGACUUGCCGGUGGGUGUUGCGCCGCCGGUUACGGGGGAUGAUGGGUGGCAGGCGGAGUUUGAUUUGCAGGGUAAGUUGCUUGGGGAGGCGGGGAGGAGGAAGAGGGUUGGAGAGGAGAUGCGGGUUGGUUUUGGGGUUGGGGGGAGGAGGGGGUCUAGGUAG
Molecule: messenger RNA, 417 nt
Organism: Aspergillus oryzae RIB40
Lineage: Eukaryota; Fungi; Ascomycota; Eurotiomycetes; Eurotiales; Aspergillaceae
Exons: 1
Coding region: 1-417 (138 amino acids)
Source: RefSeq, a predicted model, not a curated record